AUGUCUCCCAACAUUUUUAUCACCGGCGUUUCUGGCUACAUUGGUGGUGAAGUCGUAGAUGUUUUUGCUAAGAAACAUCCCGAGUGGCAACUCGUGGCAUUAGUCCGAAAUGCAGAGCAAGGAAAGAUCAUAGAGAGCAAAUAUCCAGCUGUUAAAACAGUGAUAGGAACUCUUGAUGACCAUGACCUCCUUGUGGAGCAGGGCAAAAAUGCUGACGUUGUUCUGCAAACUGCAUCAGCAGAUCAUAUUGAGGUCGGCCGAUCCAUCAUUGAAGGGACGUUCAAGGGAAAGAAAGGCCACUACAUUCAUGUUUCUGGAACUGGUAUGCUGCAUGAUGUCCAGAAUGGUUACGGAAAUCCCUCGCCAAAAGUCUAUAGUGACAUUUCCGACGUAAUGGAAGUUACUUCUUUGGACUCCACUCACGUUCAUCGCGAUAUCGACGCAGCCGUCAUUGCGGCUGGGGAGAAAUUUGGCGUCCCAACGGCAAUCGUGUCGCCGGUUACAAUUUACGGCGUCGGACACGGACCUAUUAAGACACGCAGUCUUCAAAUCCCAUUUUUGACAGAGGCCAUUCUUAAGCAUAAGAAAGCGUUCACUGUAUUGGAGGGAAAUAACAUAUGGGACAACAUUUACAUCACUGAUCUGGCGGAGGUGUACGCAGUCCUUACUGAAGAAGCUCUCAAGCCCAAGGGGGGGUCUGCAACUUGGGGCCGUGAAGGUUAUUACUUCACGCAAACCGCUGAGCACACAUGGGUUGAGGUGGUGAAAGCUAUAUCUGAAGCUGCUCAAUCGCGUGGCGCUUUGCCAUCGGGAGACAUUGAGAAAUUGAACCCAGAAGAAGCAAGCGCCAUACAUCCAUGGGCCCCACUUCUCUGGGGUGGUAAUUGCAGAUCCCGAGGUGAUCGGAUUCGUGCUCUGGGAUGGAAGCCUGUCGGUCCCGGUCUUUAUGAAUGUAUUCCGGAGAUGGUUGACGUUGAAAUCAAUUCCCUCGGCACUCAAUCCGCGGCAACAACCUUCUGA
This is a messenger RNA of Glarea lozoyensis ATCC 20868, 1020 nucleotides long. RefSeq names its product NAD(P)-binding Rossmann-fold containing protein. The coding region runs from base 1 to 1020 and encodes 339 amino acids. Lineage: Eukaryota; Fungi; Ascomycota; Leotiomycetes; Helotiales; Helotiaceae. The transcript is spliced from 3 exons. The record is from RefSeq and is a predicted model, not a curated record.